Messenger RNA from Acanthosepion pharaonis, 972 nucleotides. The record is from the annotation of a GenBank genome assembly. NCBI's taxonomy places the organism in Eukaryota, Metazoa, Mollusca, Cephalopoda, Sepiida, Sepiidae.
AUGUUGUAUUUGUGGUAUUAUCUGGUCGUUAGGAGACUAACUACCACUUUUCCCCCCGUCUUUCGUACACUGCAUAUUUAUAUUUUUUCAAAUCUCGUGAGCUCGCGAGGAUUAUCUAGGGGCCAAAGCUCGCGAGGAUUAUCCAGUGGCCAGAGCUCACGAGGUUUAUCUAGUGGCCAGAGGUCGCGAGGAUCAUCUAGUGGCCAGAGCUCGCGAGGAUUAUCUAGUGGCCAGAGCUCGCGAGGAUUAUCUAGUGGCCACAGCUCGCGAGGAUUAUCUAGUGGCCAGAGCUCGCGACGAUUAUCUAGUGGCCACAGCUCACGAGGUUUAUCUAGUGGCCAGAGCUCGCGAGGAUUAUCUAGUGGCCAAAGCUCGCGAGGUUUAUCUAGUGGCCACAGCUCGCGACGAUUAUCUAGUGGCCAGAGCUCGCGAGGAUUAUCUAGUAGCCAGAGCUCGCGACGAUUAUCUAGUGGCCAGAGCUCGCGAGUAUUACCUAGUGGCCAGAGCUCGCGAGGAUUAUCUAGUGGCCAUAGCUCAGCUAUGCUUGAAAAUUAUUUCCUUAUUUUCCUAUCUAUCUAUCUAUCUAUGUAUCUAUCUAUCUAUCACAGUCUGUUUAUAUCUAUCUAUCUAUGUAUCUAUCUAUCUAUCACAGUCUGUUUAUAUCUAUCUAUCUAUCUAUCUAUCUAUCUAUCUAUCUAUCAUCUAUUUUAUCUGUUUAUAUCUAUCUAUCUAUCUAUCUAUCUAUCUAUCUAUCUAUCUAUCUAUCACAGUCUGUUUAUAUCUAUCUAUCUAUAUCUAUCUAUCUAUCUAUCUAUCUAUCUGAGACGAGACUUUUCAUCUAUCUAUCUAUCUAUCUAUCUAUCUAUCUAUCUAUCUGUCUGUCUGUCUGUCUGUCUAUCUAUCUAUCUAUCUAUCUAUCUAUUUGCUUCUUUCUCAACAUCUUUUUCUUUCUGUCUGCCUACCUAUUUUUGA